Molecule: messenger RNA, 2935 nt
Organism: Hypanus sabinus (Atlantic stingray)
Lineage: Eukaryota; Metazoa; Chordata; Chondrichthyes; Myliobatiformes; Dasyatidae
Gene: mcph1
Product: microcephalin 1
Exons: 14
Coding region: 153-2732 (859 amino acids)
Biological process (GO): mitotic cell cycle
Source: RefSeq, a predicted model, not a curated record
CUGGCGGCGGUGAUAGUUUCCUCCGAUGUGACCCCGGCCCCGACUGGUCGGUCGGUCGGUCUCCCUCCCCACGUUUGGCCGUGCCCCGAGACUCCGCGCUAAAGUCAGCAUUGAAUAUUGGGACUGAGUAGAUUUCUACAGAUUCCUCCAGAAUGACCAGUGACUGUAGCAAAAAACCUAUUCUUAGAGAUGUGGUGGCAUUUGUAGACGUGUGGUCUUCAACUAAGACUGAAAACUACUCCAAAUCAUUUAUAGAACAUUUGGUUGAUAUGGGUGCCACGGUUUUAAAAUACUUCAAUAAGCAAGUGACACAUGUGAUAUUCAAGGAUGGACAUGAAAGUGUGUGGAAGAAGGCUCAGAAAAUGGGUGUGAAGUUGGUGUCUGUACUUUGGGUGGAAAGGUGUUUGGUGACACGCAGCCACGUUGAUGAAUCCCUAUUUCCUGCAAAAAAUGAAAGUAAACAUUUAUUUGAAAAUAAGAGAACUCAUAGAUGUAUGAAGCCCAAGGACUUCAUAGAAAAGACACCAGAGAACAACAAGAGGCUGCAGAAGAAAUUUGAGCAAAUGAUUCAGGAGCUAGAUUUAAAAAGAACUUCUGGAGCUGAUGUGCCGUUACUUUCAUUUGAAGAAGCUGCUAAAAUUAAAUCGGUUCCCCCAAAUCAUUUCUGUGAAAUGCAAGAAAGAUUGAAGGAAAUGAAAGAAAAACGAGAAAACCUUUCACCUACUGAAACUGAUUCUGGAGGUGUGUCUGUUAAUAAAACUUCUGAACAAAGCAAGACUUCACUCUCAGAUGAUUAUGAAGGACAAGUGGGUCAACCUUCCUGGACAGUGCCUUUUGUACAGGGAAUGCAUUUAAUCAAAUCGCCACAGAAUGAAAACAAAAAUACUUUACUGCAAAGAAGAAAAAAAUCGAUUACUAAAAUGAAAUUACAGUUUCUGAAGACAAGUACUGCCACUUCUCUGCAUCAUGACCAAGUCUCAGGUGGCUCAAGUAAUCAGGAAUUGAAUGAACAGUAUUCUGAAGGAAGUGUGAAAGAUUUGAACAACGCUACAGCAGAUCUGAACCUUAGUAAUGCACUACUGAACAAAACUGUGCAAUCACCUCCACUAGUGAAGUCAACAGCCACUGUAGAAAAUCACUCUUUUAGAGAAUCAGAUUUUGUAUCAAAUGAAUAUUAUAAAAAUUAUCCUCUGCAAUCUAAUAUUUCAAUUGCACCUAAGAAAAAUCAAUGUAGCUCAAAGAAAAAUUGGAAAUUAUUUAAGGACUAUUUUAAAUCAAGUCCAAAUAAUAUAUCUGAAGCAAGCAACUUGCCAAUUAAAGAGGACAGGUUGCUGUAUGAGGACUUCUUUUCUCCAGUUAACCUGAAAGACCACCAAAGAAAUAAAAGGCCUUCAUUGGGUAUGCUUCCGCCUGAAUCACCAAGUCCCCCCAGAAUUACUUUUGGAAGCGUGAAACAAAAGAGAAAAUUGCAGGCAAUCCAUCCACUGAAUUGUGUAGAUAGAAAUAAACGAACAAAAAGUGCAGCAAGCGUCAGUGUUGAAGUACAGACCAAUGCUUCUGUUUACAAAGAUAAUGAAUCUUUCAACACCGCUGCACUGACUAGCAAAAAUAUCCAUGUUGGAACCAAUGUUGCACUUCAGUCAGACACUUCUGAAAUUCGUAAGAGGAGGAAAUCUCGUAAAGAACUAUUUCAGUGUUUUUCCAAUGAAUCAGAAGAAUCUAUAAAUGAAGUGUUAGAGAAGAAAGAACUGCGACAGUGUCAUGAAGAGAAAAGGCUGGACAGGCUUCCAAAUGAUCCCACUGUGAGUUGUCCUCUGAAAGGCAAAACAAUACCAGCCAAUUUGCAUCACGAACCACAAGCCCACUCAAUAAUUUCCACAGAACGCUCUGAUCAGAAGAAAAAGAAAGAAUGUGAGAUAAAAGUACAGGACUGUCAAGAGGACAAAUUAUCCAAAAACCUCUUAAAGCUGCAAAGAGUUGACAGUGAAUUGGAUGCCAGUCAUCAGAGUUGCCCCAGCCGAAGCAGUCCCCUUGGAAUGGAGAUGACUUGUUGCCCUAAUGAAAAACACAAUUUAAACAAAGUAAUGAAUGGACCGUUUGGAUGCAAAAAGCAGAAUAUGAAGACAAGAAGAACACUUGUCAUGACAAGCAUGCCUUCUGAGAAUCAGGUCAUUAUAAUUCAAAUUGUGAAACAACUAGGAGGCUUUCUGUUCUCAGACAGCGUAUGUGAAACAACAACUCACGUCAUAGCAGGGUAUCCACGACGCACAUUGAAUGUUUUGUUUGGAAUAGCUCGAGGCUGCUGGAUCUUGUCCUUUGACUGGAUUCUUUUGUCAUUGGAGAAUGGAUGUUGGGCUCCUGAAGAACCAUUUGAACUAUCAACCCAGUUUCCUGCGGCUACUCUUUGCCGAAUAGAAAAGCAGUCAUCAGAAGGGCCCUAUCAGCAGGAUUUGUUUGUGGAUCAGCCCUUGAUGUUCAUUUCGCCCCAAAGCAAUCCACCGGCAUUGAUGCUCAGCAAACUUGUGCAGUUGUGUGGGGGAAAGGUGUGCAAGACGCCCCGCAAAGCUGGAAUUUGUAUUGGACGGUACAAGGGAAGCAGGCCUCCCGGCAACCAAUACUUGUCCGAGACUUGGAUACUGGGUUAUUUUGUGACAAGUAAUCAUUGCCCUUCCCAGGAUGAGGGGUCUCGGCCUGAAACGUCAACAAUGCUUCUCCUUAUAGAUGCUGCCUAGCCUGCUGUGUUCCACCAGCAUUUUGUGUAUGUUGUUUGAAUUUCCAGCAUUUGCAGAUUUCCUUGUGUUUUCCUUCCCUGCAUUGAUGACAUUGUACCACCAGGCUGAAGGACAGCUUCUACCCCACUGUUAUAAGUCUAUUGAACAGUUAGCAAGUACCAUAAGAUGGAUUCUUGAUGUCACCUCACUCCGUAUUGUCUGCC